AUGCUCCAUCUCGAUUCGCUGCCGUCGCUCCGAAAGCAGCAUCUCUUGUCCGAAUUUGCCGGGCUCAAGCAGGCGUGCCCGGAAGGCAUAUUCGUAACCAUAACCCCAGGAGACCCGACCCUGUGGUCGGCCGUGCUCUUUGUUCGCGAUGGCCCGUACGCACAAGCGGUCCUGAGGUUUCAACUAUCAUUUCCAGAUACAUACCCAAGCCUCCCGCCCCUGGUUCUCUUUUCCACAGACAUGUUUCAUCCGCUCAUCACCCCCCUCACGACCUACAUGUAUACCACCGACAUCCAGGACAACGGAACCGUAAGUGCACGAGAUGAAGAGCGUCUCCCUCCUGGCGGGUUUAGCCUCCGUCAUGGAUUCCCGCAGUGGUUUGGUCGGGGUAGGCGUGCCGCGUCCAGGACCCGGCACGUCAGCGGCGAGCCGUCGAGAAGCCCCGUCUCGGAGGCAGGGAGCAAGGCACCCUCGACUGUUUGCUCGCCCGAGUCCGAGGCCGAUGGGCUUCCGAGCUACGUGCGGCAGUCCCAGCAGAGCGUCUCCGUCUACCACAUCCUCAAGUACAUCCGAGGUGCGUUUGAUGAGGAGACGGUGCUCGACUCAGUGCCUCUCGAGGCGGCGGGAAACCCAGGGGCGUGGCACGCCUGGCGGACGCACCGACGCAGGCUAGGCAAGUUGCCACCGGAAGCAGCCUCUUCACCAACAGGCGAAAAGGACGUGGUCCUUGAGGCCGAGGCGCCGCCCGCCGAAGGCGCUCACUCAGCCACGAAGCGGCCUGGGGAAUGGAACUGGGAAGGGGUCUGGGAGGAUCGCGUGAAGAAGGGAAUCGCCGCGAGCCUCUCCGAGUCGAUCCUGUAUGGCGGCUCUGGCGCGCCCGAUGAGCUAAUUCAUUUCAUUCCGAUGGAGGAGCAAGACGUUGAACAGGUCAAGGAUAACGUGCGCCGCACGCUUGGGACCGCGCCCUGA
Purpureocillium takamizusanense is the source of this 969-nucleotide messenger RNA. RefSeq lists its product as uncharacterized. The record is from RefSeq and is a predicted model, not a curated record. Lineage: Eukaryota; Fungi; Ascomycota; Sordariomycetes; Hypocreales; Ophiocordycipitaceae. The coding region runs from base 1 to 969 and encodes 322 amino acids. The transcript is spliced from 4 exons.